AUGGACGACGGGUUGGAUGGCCUCGCCGCGCUUCAUGCCCGCCGCAAGCGCCGCAAGCCGCUCACUGCGCCUGCGCCCGUUCUCCCGCCGCCCUUGCCCAUCCUCCACCGGCUAGCGCCCGACGCAUCCCCGCCUGCAAUGACAACGCCGGUGCCUGGGGCAGUCUCGCGCCAUCCCACGGCCGCCUCGCCGCCCGCCGCCUCGCCGCCCGCCGCCCGCCCCUCACUCGCCGCCCGUCUGGCGUUGCUCACGGCCGCCCGCCAGGCCGAGGCACGCGCCGCCAGCGCCAAACGGUUCGCCGAGCGUCGCCGCGCACUCUUGGCUCCCCCGUCGCCCGAGCUGAAGCCCAAGCCGUCGCCAAAGCCAAAGACGUCGCCAAAGCCAAAGUCCAAGUCGAAGCGCAAGCGAAGUCAGAGUGUCUCUCCGCCACCCCCCUCCCCGCCGCCGUCCCCACCGCCUCCGCCAUCGCCGCUCGCCACCGAUGCGGCCUCGCCGCUCUCGGCCGACGACAUUCGGCCGGCGCUGCCGCUGCCCGAGGGCAAGGAGGCGACGUUUCCGAUCUAUCUCGACGCGACGACAGCGAUUAACCGACACUAUGCGGUGCAUUUGCGCGAUUAUCAGGUGGCGGGCGUCAAGUUCCUCUACUCGCGGGUGGCGGCCGGCAAGGGCGCGCUGCUGGGCGACUCGAUGGGGUUGGGCAAGACGACGCAGCUACUCGCGCUGCUCUCGGCGCUCAACGGGCAGAGCGGGACGAUGGUCGACCGGACGUCCGAGGUGCGAUGCAUGGCGCUGGUGGUGGUGCCGGGCUCGGUCAUGUACCAGUGGCGCGACGAGGUGAGGCGGUGGACAUUCCUGCGCGUUUGCGUGUAUCACGGAUCGCAGAGUGCACGGGCGGCGGCGCUCCAUCAGGGCCUUCUCGGGCCGCACGUUCGGCCGCACAUUCUAGUGACGACGUACGGAACGGCGCGGCGGCGGGUUGACGAGCUCUCGCAGCUGAAGCUCGGCGUGAUGGUCUUUGACGAGAUCCACUGCCUCCGCAAUCCCGACACGGUCACCCACUCUCAGCUUAACAAGCUCCAGCCGCGGGUCCCGCGGAUCGGGCUCUCGGGUACGAUUGUGCAGAACAAGCUUGAGGAGCUGUACACGGUUGUCGACUUUGUGGCGCGCGGACACCUCGGCUCGUACAACGUGUUUGUGACCAAGACCGCGACCGUCAUUCGGACCGGGCGCAAGGCCGACGCGACCAACGGGCAGAUUGCCGCCGCCCGCUUCGCCGCCGCCGACCUUGUCAAGCGCCUGCGGGUUGUUCUUCUCCAGCGCGACAAGUCGGUUGUGGCGAGGACCAUGCCGCGCAAGUCCGAGUACGUAGUCAUCUGCCCGCUGACUCGGGCGCAGAUGACCGCCUACCGCGUGACGCUCGAGUCGCCGGCAGUUGCCUCGCUGCUCGCCGGCUCGCACUCGUCGGUGGCGUCGACCGCUCGCAAAGAGGACUUGCCGCACGAAAAACCCGCGCUGUUUCGGGUCAUGGUCCGGCUCGGCAAGAUCGCAAACCACCUAGGCCUGCUCCUGCCGCGGGCAAGCGACGAGGCGGAGAAGCAGGCGCGCGACGCCGCGUUUCUCGAGUCGGUCUCGCCGCCGCAUGCGCUGCUAGCAGCGAUGCAGCGCGGGGGUGCUCAGCUGCUGGCACUCUCCUCACAGGAACUCUGCGGCAAGAUGGCGGUUGUCCGGUCGCUGCUGACCCAGUGGGCAGCCGCGUCGCCGCCACCCAAGAUCCUGCUCUUCUCGUACUCUACGCGGAUCCUGGACAUUCUCGAGUCAUCGCUGGUGGCGAUGGGCACCGACUAUUGCCGCAUCGACGGCUCUGUCUCGCUCCGCAAGCGGCACGCACUCGUCACAGAGUUCAACAACUCGCCGCUCAAGCGGGUCUUUCUGCUCUCGGGCAAGGCCGGGGCGCUCGGGCUCAACCUGACGGCGGCGACCAAGGUCAUCAUCUUUGACCCGCACUGGAAUCCGGCGUUUGACAAGCAGGCGCAGGACCGAGCGUACCGGAUUGGGCAGAGCCAUGACGUCGAGGUCUUCCGGCUCAUUGCCUCGGGUACCAUCGAAGAGCUGGUGUACAACCGGCAGGUGUACAAGGAGCACGAGGCGACGGCGACGGCGAGCGGAGCGCUCCCGCCGCGGUUCUACACUGCAGUGCUCAACAUCAACAACGGCGAGCUGUUUGGCAUGAUCAACCUCCUCUCGUCGUCGCUCAAGCACUUUACCCGCUCGAUCAAGGCCGCCGAGGCGCAGCGUGCCUCGUCGUACGAGAUCGCCGACGCCUCGUUUCUCAACGACCUCGCGAGCGACGGUGGGAGCGAGGCUCCCGCCGCUUCUGGCCACAGCGACCCGGACGCGCAGCUUGCCGCCGCGCUCGGUGUCCUUGACGUCAUCCAGCACAAGACGAUGGUCGGGCACUCGUCGGUCGAGGCCGUGGUCUCGGGGCGGGCCACGUCGCACGCCGCAGCCUCGCUCGCUCACGUCGGACCCGAGGUGGUCGCCCGUCGCAUCGCCUGGCUCCGGGCUGCCUUUGAUGACCUCGCCCGUGCCGUCGGGCUCUCGGUCCUGGAGUAUGCGGUCAACGUGGUGCGAAUGCCACCGCGGGCGCGUGAGCUCGAAGCCCGCAAGGCGCGGCUGGCGCUGCUUGCCGCGCGCCGCGCCGAAGCUGGGGCGGCUUCCGCCAAGAUCAAGUCGCAGCCGCGGCCGUCGCCGCCGCCGCCGCCGUCGCCGGAGCCGCAGUCGCAGCCUCAACCGAUGGACAUCCCCAGUUCAAUCCCGAUGCCGUCGGUGGUGCUUCCAGUCCGCGGCGAGUCGCCAGACAUCGAGCUGUAGCGGUUGUCCGAUGGCGGGCCGAGUGCGACUUGGCGGUCGCAGCCAAUCAAAUACAAAAACGUAAAUUCGAUUCACG
Messenger RNA from Thecamonas trahens ATCC 50062, 2947 nucleotides. RefSeq names its product CSB DNA-binding protein. The record is from RefSeq and is a predicted model, not a curated record. Bases 1 to 2871 code for a protein of 956 amino acids. Lineage: Eukaryota; Apusomonadida; Apusomonadidae. Gene Ontology annotation, molecular function: ATP binding; ATP-dependent chromatin remodeler activity. The transcript is spliced from 2 exons.